AUGUUGACACUCUCUAAUAUGUCUUCUCCGUUGGCGAUUUCGGCCAGCCAAUUUAUGAGCACUACCGGUGCCAUCUUGGUCCUUUACUAUGUCGUCUCCGCCAUCUACAACAUCUACUUCCACCCGUUGUCCAAGUACCCAGGACCAAAGAUGACAGCAAUUUCACGCUUGCCCCUCAUCUACUCUACAAUAACGGGGAACACAUGGCGAUUCACUGGCAAACUACAUGCGCAAUACGGGACGAUUAUUCGCAUCGCUCCAGACGAGAUCGCCACUACAUCUUCUGGCGCGUGGAAGGACAUAUACACGUCGAAGCCACUUUUGCCAAAGGAUCCAUUUAGCCAGACACCACCCAUGAACGGAGCUGAAUCCCUCUUCACCGCUGCAGGGGAAACGCACCAACGGAUUCGAAAAACCUUUAUUAACGCCUUUUCUGACAGAGCAUUGAAGGACCAAACCCCAAUCAUCGACUCUUAUGCCAAUCUCUUGAUGACAAGACUUCACAGGGAGAUUGGCAAAAGCCCCGAAAGGCAAAGUUGA
Molecule: messenger RNA, 540 nt
Organism: Letharia columbiana
Lineage: Eukaryota; Fungi; Ascomycota; Lecanoromycetes; Lecanorales; Parmeliaceae
Exons: 2
Coding region: 1-540 (179 amino acids)
Molecular function (GO): iron ion binding; heme binding; monooxygenase activity
Source: RefSeq, a predicted model, not a curated record